This is a messenger RNA of Chinchilla lanigera (long-tailed chinchilla), 1244 nucleotides long. RefSeq lists its product as uncharacterized. NCBI's taxonomy places the organism in Eukaryota, Metazoa, Chordata, Mammalia, Rodentia, Chinchillidae. The record is from RefSeq and is a predicted model, not a curated record. The transcript is spliced from 2 exons. The coding region runs from base 293 to 1054 and encodes 253 amino acids.
GAAGCCUUCACGUGCUCUACAGUGGUGUGAGGUGGCUGUUCCGACCCCUUCAUUCGACGCAGAGAUGGGACUUGCGAGUGCACGCCGGCCCUUUAAUGCCAUGGCCCUUCCAUCUCCUCCCCAGACAGAACCGGAAGGCCCAGCUCUGGCAGUUGAAAGCAACAUGGAGGACAAGGGAGCAGGACCCCAGGAGGAGUAAAAAUACGAAUUCAUCAUUCAAGAGCUCUCCUGAUAAUGUAACUAUUGUGACUGCUAAAGAUUAGACUCUCCUAAGGAAUAAGGAAGACUCGGCAUGCCCCUCAUGGCGCAGAAUCGCAGGAACAGCAAGAGGCCUUUUCCCCUGGAAAGUCUUUUCAAGCCACAGGUGCCCCGCAGCAAUUACUUGCACCUUCUGGAAGAGAAGCAGAGACUGCAGCUGAAGAAAUUCCUCCUGCACAGGAUGUUUCUAGUGGCCAGCAUACAAGCGAACAUGGAGAAGAAAGAAAUCGCCGAGUACUACGACCAGGUGUUUCAGUCGGUCCUGAAGCACCACCUGGGGGAAGUGGUGACGGGGAUACUGCUCAUCUACCCCAACUCGGUGCUGCACAUCCUGGAGUCCUCCAGCGGCACGCUGUACCACGUCCUUCUAGAUUACGUCACCCGGGAGAGGAGCAGGACAGAAUUUUGGAUUCAAAAGAUGAAAAUUAUAGUCAUUUCUCAUCACAUCCCAGCGAGACUCUUCAUGCAGUGGUAUGUCUCGGUAGUGAAAGUGCCAGUUCUGUAUCUCGAUGAUGUGACACAGUCCCAGUCCCUGGAGGAGGUCAUCACCGAUUUCUUCAUCCAGACACACAAACUGGCACUCUAUGUUUUUAAAACUGUUAAAGUGGGCGGUAAAGGGCCAGGUGAUAACUUGCACCAAGUUGCACCCGACCUGCUCCCUCAAGAACAAAUCAUAAAGUAUCUGUGUAAAUCUGAAGAAUUCAUGGACCCAGCGACAUUCAUAAACAUGUAUAACAAACCCUUGCACGUCACCUCGGACUCUGAGGUGGUGUGGCCCGCCCCCUCCAGCCUGUAGGACUGAAAGAGGUAAUAUGAUCGGAUCUCUUUUUUGUUUGUUUGCUUUUCUUUUUGUUUUUGUUUUUCUUCCAGUACCAGGAAUAGAACUCACGACCUUGUGUUUGCCAGGCAGGUGCUGAGCUAAAUCCCCAGCUCCAUGCUCAGAUCUCUUUAUUUGUGCUACCUAAAUAAAAUUAUUUCUAACAUUA